AUGCCUUCACAUAUCGCACUUAUUGUUGCUAUUACUUCUGUGAAAAACAGUCGCUCGUGUUCUUACGGUUACGCUAAGUACAAAAUUUCUGACGAAACAUCCCAGACAAUUAGAUGGAAAUAUUUCUUCCCUACAAGCGAACAACCUCAACUAUUUGCGUCUGGUGACCUUGUAUUUAUUUCGGGAAAAUAUGUGGCCGAAAACUCUGAGCAAUGUAUUACUAUUACGUACGCAAGCAUAAUUGAUAAUAAAAAUCCUAACCGUGAAUUCGAUAUGAGAGACGUCCCUAUAUGCAUCCCUCAUUGCAUGUUUUCCGUAAUCGUUAAUCGUAAUCCAAAAGAUGUUGAGGAAUUUAUCCAUUUCGGUGUGGAAAGUACUGAGUAUAAUGCCGUCACCGGCACAUCAAAUGUCAAAAUGCAAAUGACAGUUCUGUAUUCCUCUCAGUCUUCUAGAUUUAAAAAUUAUCUAGGUCCGUCGGGCUCGAACAUCAAAUUAGGGAAUACUUAUUUUGUAUCAGGGCUCAUUAAAUUCUCGACAACUGGUAAAAUGGUUAUCGAGGCAACAGAUAUCGAUUAUUUUAAAACCCUGACUUUGAACUACAAUGCUUCUGAAAGUUCAUCCUCAACAAUUCCUAGGUCUCGAUCGAUUAUUGAUAUUGUGACGGAUGACAUUGAAUCCAUUACUAUUCAAACACCGCUAAACCAUAUUAAAUCAAUGGCUUCCUCGGUCAAAUCCGAUAAUAUCAAUGCUUCUAAAUCAUCAGAGACUUUCUCAAGCAUUAUAGAUGCUAAUGUCGAAAUUAACUCUUCUCGUAGAAGAAAAAAACUACCUCAACCAGUUUAUCUUGAUUCAGAUGCUCAGGAUGAGGAACGAUCGGAUUGUGAAGAUCUUAAUAAAUUGGUUAAUGCCGAAAAUACACUGUGUAAGGAUGAAGAGGAAGACGAAAACUUACAACCCAAGAAACGAAAGAGGA
Molecule: messenger RNA, 973 nt
Organism: Racocetra persica
Lineage: Eukaryota; Fungi; Glomeromycota; Glomeromycetes; Diversisporales; Gigasporaceae
Source: the annotation of a GenBank genome assembly